UUGUAUUCUCGUGAUGAUGCCAUGUGUAAUUUCAAAUUUUACUCCACAAAAUCCUAAAUAAUUUACAACAAUAAUUCUAAAAAUAAGUGAAACAACCCAAAAAAUCUCAAUUGAGAUUAUGGUGAUUUUUUUUUUCCAAAUGUAGAAAAGCAAAUUCAAACUUUAAAAAACAAAAAACAAAAAACGACAACGAACAAGCGGUUUCAAUUUUUGACCGAGCCACACAAAAUCAGUAUGUUAUGUUACGAUUGAUAAACAAUCAACAUUAUUGUCAGCAACCAGUGUGCUGCACAAGAGUUUCUUGACAACAUAGAAGUGUGUCACUCUUUCUUUGCACUUCUUCUCUUUCUCUUUCUUCUCAGUCUCUCACUCACUAGUCACUACUUUACUACAGUACUUCAACACCCCAAAAAAUAAAAAAAAUCCAAAAUUUCAGUGAUUUUGCUGCUACAUGCAAUUGAUACAAUUCAGAAAUUUGGCUCUUUUUCAAGAAAUUUGCAAAAUCAAAUCCAAGACAUUCUCAAGUGUUCUGAUUUUCAGAAGGUUGAUGAUAUUGGGCAUUUUCCACAAUUGAUUAAUUUUUUUCAUGCUGGAUAUGAAUGACUCAAACGAAAUCAGUCUGUAGACAAUAGAAGAUCAUUUUUCAAGCAUAUAAAAUGCAGCCACCAGGUCCACCACGACCAUUUCGAGGAGCCCAAUAUGACAAAGACAUGUUUACUUUUCUGCCUGUGCAAUUAAAAAGGGAUGGUUUGGUUGAGUCACCAAGAAAAAGAAAAUUAACUUCCUCUGAUCACCAAAUCAUUGCUCCUGCCCCAAAUUUGAUGCAUGGCGUUUCUGGAAUUUCAGACUCCAAGAGUUCUACCCCUGUUUUGGGACCAAGGGAAUCAUCACAGGGUUAUUCUGAUCAUAGUCAAUAUUGGGAUCAGAGUGAUUAUGUAGCAAAACGGCAGUUGAAGUCUCCAAAUCAUAAAGCUCCUUCACCUUCAUUUUCUCUCCCAGAGGGCUGCACUCGUAAAACAUUGAAGUUGCUGCCUUCAGGGACAGAAAAUUUUAACCAACAUAAUAAUUGUGAACCAAAUCUGAAUUUGGCUACUAAUAAAGGGUCAAAUUGGUCCCCUGUAGUGACUGAAGCCUUUAGCCAGCAUCAGAACCAUGCACAAGUUACGACUCCUAUUACAUUGGACUGGCAACCUCCUAUUGUUCGGGACUCUUACCAGCACGAGAUUCGUGAGUCAAAUGCAAUUGUAGUGACUCAAAAUACAUCAAAUUGGCAGCAUGGGAAUUAUGAACCAAAUGCACAUGCAGCGACUCAUAAAGAAUCAAGUGGGCCUCCUUCAGAGUCUCAAAACCUCAAUCACUAUAACAACUGUAAAUCAGAUGCACAUGUGGCAAGGGAGUCAAUUGUUAUUCAUCCCCAGGAGAUUUUGAGCUAUGCGCAUCAAACGCCUGUUAAGCCAAGGGCUAUGGCACCAGAUCUUUAUGAACAAGCAUCCAAAAUUUCAGGGGAAUCACAAAGAUUGUCGCAAACUGUUUUGGAGCCUGGAGCCGUUGGUUUGGAUGUAAAAGGUUAUUGUGAAGAAGAAACCUACAAGGUUAACUGUCCUAAUAAUGUCAAAGACUAUGGUGAUGCUGGUGGUUUUGCCGGACUUGACAGUGCUGAAGCUUAUAAAGUUGGAUCUUUCUCUAAUGUUAAGCAAAGUGAAACUGACAGUAAUAAGGUGUCUGGUAACAAUGUCAGUACAUCUGUCUACAAUCUACAGAAUGAAACUAAUAAUCUCCUAAAUGUUUUGAAGCUUUUGAGUGCUGCUUCUGGUGUUGGUUUACCUGAUAAUGAUGAUGGUAAUGUUCAAGGCUCCGGGCAUGAUGUUAAAAUGAUGAAAUCACCAUCAGGUUCUACUAUUCAGAAUCAAAACCAUCUUUCAGCAGAUACAAACCUGUCCAAGAACCCUGAUGAUGUUCCUGUUCUUAAAAACCCUGCCGCAAUUGGUGAAAAAGCUUGUGCUAAAUUAGAUAGUAAAUCCAAGUCUGAAAAUGGACCUUCAGCAUUUGCUGAGAAGUUGUGGGAUGGCACCGUUAAAUUAAGUACCUCUGUUUCAGUGUCUGUCGUUGCGUUCUUCAAAAGUGGAGAGAAGAUGCAGGACUUAAGCUGGUCUGAAUCUGUGGAAGUUAGAGGAAAAGUUAGAUUGGAAGCUUUUGAGAAAUAUGUGCAAGACCUUCCUCGCUCACGCUCUCGUGGACUCAUGGUGAUGUCUCUUUGCUGUAAGGAAGGUUCAUCGGAUGCUGGACAUAAAGGCAUGAAGGAGGUUGCAAAGAAAUAUAAAGAAGGAAAGAGGGUUGGAUUUGCAAAGUUGUCUACUGAUGUUGAUCUCUAUAUUUGUCCUCAUAGUGACGCAAUAAUCACUAUUCUAGCAAAACACGGCUUCUUCAAGGGAAUGGCUGCUAUUAAAGACAAAUCUGAUCCGCUUAUUGGUUGUGCUGUGUGGAAGAAAAACUCAUCUGCUCCUGCCACAAAAACAGCAGAGGGUAAUGCCCCACCAUUAGGUCAGACUUCUAAGGAAGUUGCAACAUCUGAAAAAAGUCAGAUUCUGAUUGAAGGUGUGCAGAAUAGCAGAAGAGACAAUAGUCCGGAGCUUUUGCCCUCCCCUCAAGUCAAUCAAGCUAAGCAGACUAUAGUCACUGAAAACUUGACCUCUGUCAGUGGUGCCUCUAGCAAGUUAUCAGAGUUUAAUACUGAUGUGGAACCAAAUAACCCUAUUCCACCUAUGCCUCCAGUGUCCUCAAAACAACCUGCAGAUAUUUCUGACGAUGAUGAUCUACCUGAAUUUGAUUUUAGAGCUACAGUUUCUCAGGCUCUAGUGAACAAUACUUCAGCUGUUGCUGCACCCACUUCUGCUGAAUUGAAGUCAAUUGAAAUGAAUUCAGAAUGCUCAACUGUUUCUGUUUCGGUGCCAGAUUCUCAAUUUCAACAAGGUGUUGAGAAAUAUUCUGAAGCGCCAAACCAAAGCUUCCCCUCAACUCAAGAACAUAAUCAAAUUGGGAAUUUUCAAGGACCAGCCCUACAAAACAUGGGACAGCAACAUUUCCUUUAUCAAGGACUAGUUCUGCAGAAUACAAAUCAAUAUUCUGAAGCACAUAAACCAAGCUUCCCAACACAAGACCAGAACCAAACUGGACAAUCUCAUGGAUCAGCUCCACUAAACAUGGGGCAGCAAUCUGAAACAAAGAUUCCUAGUUUGUCUGUACAGGAGCAGAAACCAAUGGAGAAGGGUGCUGCUGGUUCGAAGCCAAGAAACCUUUUCGACGAUGAAGAUAUGCCUGAAUGGUGCCCACCAGAUUUCUUGAAGAAGAGGGAAGAAGCAAAUAAAAAGACAGGAUCCUCGUUUUCUUUUAGCAAACCCAAAGUUGCUGGUUCAGGGUUCGCAAAUUUAGCUUCUGGUUGUCUGUUCCCCCUUCCUCCACCUCCACCUCCUCCUCCAUUGACCCAUAUGCAGCUAGAAAGCAAAAGUCACCCAACUGCCCCUCAUCUUCCUAAUCCAGGUUCCAAUGGUUUCUUGCAUGAUAUUUCCACUGCUAAAUCAUCCCAGAUGCAGUUCAAAGAGAGAGACUACUGUUCUACCCCUCAUGUUCCCCCACCUCCUCCAGUUGGUAUUCCAGCAACCAAUAAUUUCAUGCAUCAUAGUCCUGCUGCACCAGCGACUCAGAUGCAAUUCAGAGACAAGAAUCCGGCUGCUAUAUCAUCCCAGAUUCAUUUCAACGAGAGAGAGUGCCGUUCUGCCCCUCAUGCUCCCCCACCUCCUCCAAUUGGUAACCCAGCUACCAAUAAUCUCAUGCAUCAUAGUCCAGCUGCACCAUUGAGCCAGAUGCAUUUUAGAGACAACAAUCCAGCUGCUUUAUCAUCCCAGAUGCAGUUCAACGAGAGAGAGUAUCUUGGCCCUCGUGUCCCCCCACCUCCAGUUAAUAACCCAUACCAAGCUGCUAAUAAUUUCAUGCAUCAUAAUCCAGUUGCUCAAUCAACCCAGAUGCAAUUUGGAGACACAAAUUUCCCUCCUGCCCCUCAUCCUCCACCAUACAUUGAUAAGCCCACAAACAAUGGUGCCAUCCAUCAGAAUCCCUCCUUUCCUCCGGGUUUCGCACCAAGUCCUGCUUUUAGGCCUUGUUUUGAUCAGCCUGGUAUGACGAAUCCUAUCCAUCCCCAUAUUCGGAGUACCAGGCCAUGACUUUCAGGUGUUUUCUAAGGUGGUUGGAGAGAGCAAUAGAAGGUAUUUAUAACUUUGUAGAGAGAUGCCUAGAUAUGGAGAUAGAAUAUAGUUUGAGCAGAAACUGAAAGUAGUUUUUAAGUUGUGUAAAUAAGAUAGAAAUUAAUUUUCCAGCCAGUAAAUUUCUGUACUUUGAAAGGCUAGUCUCAAUGCUAGUUUGCUGACAUCAGCUCAUGCACUAUUCUCAACUCCAUUGUUUGGUUGCAAGGAGAAAUUUUUACUAGUAUAUGUAACAUCUAUAUCAUACGGAUUUGGCUGCA
Chenopodium quinoa (quinoa) is the source of this 4516-nucleotide messenger RNA. RefSeq lists its product as uncharacterized. Gene Ontology annotation, biological process: DNA-templated transcription. The record is from RefSeq and is a predicted model, not a curated record. NCBI's taxonomy places the organism in Eukaryota, Viridiplantae, Streptophyta, Magnoliopsida, Caryophyllales, Amaranthaceae. Gene Ontology annotation, cellular component: nucleus. The coding region runs from base 657 to 4217 and encodes 1186 amino acids. The transcript has 5 exons.